Nylanderia fulva is the source of this 1256-nucleotide messenger RNA. It is a transcript of the gene Tango2, whose product is annotated as transport and golgi organization 2. Gene Ontology annotation, cellular component: Golgi apparatus. NCBI's taxonomy places the organism in Eukaryota, Metazoa, Arthropoda, Insecta, Hymenoptera, Formicidae. The record is from RefSeq and is a predicted model, not a curated record. Gene Ontology annotation, biological process: Golgi organization; protein secretion.
AAAGAAUUACAAAAUCAAUACUAUAAAAAAAAAAAACUCCACUUUGAAUAUCUUCUUCAUUUCAAUUGUGACUAAAAGCUUGUACUGUGUUUUAGAAGUCAAACUUGGAUCAGAGGUCAAAAAGUCAGUUGCGAGAAUUGUGAAUAGCCAUGUGCAUUUUAUUCAUCUAUCGCAAUCCCAAUGCUGAUGUUAAAUCUUAUCGAUUGAUAGUUGCAACAAAUAGAGAUGAAACUUAUAAGCGUCCUGCAGCAUCCGCUCACUAUUGGAAGGAGCAUCCUGAAUGUUUAGGAGGUAUCGACAUGGAACCUGGUAGAGAGGGAGGUACCUGGUUGGCUCUAUCGAUGAAAGGGAAAGCUGCGGUUAUUUUAAAUUUAGUUGAUAAGGAAAACAAGCUGAAUUCAUCAAAGAAGAGUCGUGGUUCUCUCAUAAGCAAUUUUGUUACUUCCGAUGAUUCUAUAGAGACUUAUGUGGACCAAUUGCACAAAGAAAAUGUUAACGGACAACCAUACAAUCCUUAUAGUUUGGUCUUCCUAAAUUUAAGUAAUGCAAAUAUACAUUAUCUAAGUAGCGAUGUAAACUCUACUCCCCAAAUGUGUAACAGUGACAUUAUAGGUGUUGGAAACAGUGGAAUCGAAUGCCCUUAUAAAAAAGUUGAAGUGGGCAAAGAAGAAUUUAAACAUAUAAUAGAGAAUGCAAAUGUAUCGAAACAAAAUAGUCUUAUCGAAGAACUUAUUAAUUUAAAGUCACGGAAAAGAUGUCUACCAGAUCCUGAGUUACAAAAGAACAAUCCGACAAUAUAUGAAGAGCUUAGUUCAAUUUUUGUUGCUGGAAAUGAAUAUGGCACGAGGACACACUCCAUAUUAUUGGUUGACGGCUCAAAUCAUGUAACAUUUGUUGAAGAGACUCUCAUGUCCGAUUCUACAUGGAAGCGACAGCAGUUUCAAAAUGAAUUAAUAUCUGAUGAUAUAUAUUGAUAUUCAAUUUAAUAUUUUAGAGAGUUAUUUAUGUAAAAUAACAUAUUUUAUUAGCACUAUUUCUAUCAAUGAGGAAAAAGAUUAAAGAAUAGUGGAUUUUGAUAUAACUAUUUGUACUUAAGAUAAUUUUUUUAUUCUUGAAAUCUUAUCAAACAUAUAAGUCAUGUCAAUUAAUAUUAUAUGAUAAGAGAAGAGAUAUUGCAUGUAUGAUACAUACAUAUUACCAAAACUUGAUAAUUUAGAAAGAAAUUUUAAACUUAACUAUGUUGCUAACAUAUUUUU